AUGGCGCAUGGCAAAGCCGCCCUGUUCGCCUUGGCGCAUCGUAAAGUCGCCCUGCUCGCCUUCCGCUCCGCGCCUCGUCAGCUGCCGGCGCUCGGCACGAGGCCACUGUGCCUGCAGGCUCCGGGCGGCGGCUCCACUCGGGCCAAAAAUCUGUGGGACGGCGGCGGCGAGGCGACCGCCGUUACGCCAAUUUCAGGCCAGUUUGGCGGGCCGUCUGCAGCUGCCGAGCGCUUCGCAAAGGAGAGCACCGCCGCCGCUUACGCACUGCAGAGCCCGCCGUCGCCGUCAGGGCCCAGCAUCGGCCUCCCUGAGAACUGGUGGCACGGGUCUGGGGAUGCCGCGCCUCCAGAGCAUUCUGACAUGGGCACGGCGAGCCUAAGCUCGGUGCUGACCGGCUCCGUGCAGUCGCUGUGGAUCACGGAGCUGUGCCGGACGAUGUCGCUGACCUUCCUGAUGUUCUGGAAGGAGAAGGUGACGAUAAACUACCCCAUGGAGAAGGGCGCGCUCGCUCCCAACCCUCCCCCAUGCCGCGCGCUCGCGCAUCGAGCCUUGCUGGGCGCCCUCUCGCCGCGCUUCCGCGGGGAGCACGCGUUGCGCCGCUACGCGACCGGCGACGAGCGCUGCAUCGCCUGCAAGCUGUGCGAGGCGAUCUGCCCGGCGCAGGCAAUCACGAUCGAGGCGGAGGAGCUGCUUUACGAUAAGCAGAAGCUGCUGGAGAAUGGCAACAAGUGGGAGACGGCCAUCGCGGCAAACAUCGCCGCCGAGUACGUCUAUCGAUGA
This is a messenger RNA of Emiliania huxleyi CCMP1516, 780 nucleotides long. Its product is annotated as 23 kDa subunit of NADH-ubiquinone oxidoreductase. Gene Ontology annotation, cellular component: membrane. The coding region runs from base 1 to 780 and encodes 259 amino acids. The transcript is spliced from 3 exons. The record is from RefSeq and is a predicted model, not a curated record. Gene Ontology annotation, biological process: mitochondrial respiratory chain complex I assembly; mitochondrial electron transport, NADH to ubiquinone. Gene Ontology annotation, molecular function: 4 iron, 4 sulfur cluster binding; NADH dehydrogenase activity. Lineage: Eukaryota; Haptophyta; Isochrysidales; Noelaerhabdaceae.